Morchella sextelata is the source of this 1275-nucleotide messenger RNA. RefSeq lists its product as uncharacterized. Gene Ontology annotation, molecular function: DNA-binding transcription factor activity. Gene Ontology annotation, biological process: regulation of DNA-templated transcription. The transcript has 3 exons. NCBI's taxonomy places the organism in Eukaryota, Fungi, Ascomycota, Pezizomycetes, Pezizales, Morchellaceae. The coding region runs from base 1 to 1275 and encodes 424 amino acids. The record is from RefSeq and is a predicted model, not a curated record.
AUGUCUAUCAGAUUUGGUCGUAGUGGCAACGGUUAUGACAGCUCAGAAGUCAUGGAGACUGAGGAUGAUGACUGGAGAAAGGUCACAGACUUGAACGAACGCAGAAAAAUUCAGAAUAGAUUGGCCCAAAGGAAUUAUCGCCGCAAACUCCGCCAAAGACUUGAAGAGUUGGAACGUCAAGCUGGAGCUACAAGUAGCACAACAUCAUCCUCAGCUAGCCCAUUAAAGAAAAAGAAGAAGCAAUCUGCUAUUGAGACUGGUACUGCAUCUGGAAGGGUUGAGAAGAAAAAUGGGGGAGGACACCCGGUCAGAGCUACUAAGAUUAGCAACCUGGAGAGUAGACCCUCGAGUCAAGAAGUUACUACAUCGGGUGUCUCAACACAGUCUACCAGAGCUACUGCUUCCCCCAGAAAUAUCUAUACUAUGGGUGAUUUUGGUCCACUAUUUGCAAACCCUGAAGCCAGACAUCAAAGCAUUAGACAGCCUGAGCAACAGCUACCAACAUGGAGCCCUCAGCCGUAUCCCCAACAGCAGCAACAACAAUCAUAUGAGCAUCUGGCACAGCCUUACUACCAUGCCAGUCCUCAACCAGCAUUCUCUAUGACACCUCAUCCUCACCCAGUCUCAGAACCAGCUACAUCGCCACCACAAGUCCAAGCGUACAUCUCCUCCCUCCAAACCGACUCAUCGUUACCGCUAACUCACACGUUUUCUCGUGGUGAAGAUUCGAGUCCAAUUACCCAUACUUCAUACCGACCCAACGUACACCAGACCCGCAGUAUUAGUGAUUCUGGGCACCCAGGCUUCCCUGACCUCCCUUCAACCUAUUCCGCGAGCCCGGCUGUCAACCCCAAUCCAUUUCAUCUGAACGCGCCACUCCCACGAGACGAUUUUUACCUUACAUUGAACUAUUCCACACUCUUUAACGCCUCCCUCGAGAUUGCCAAAAUCCUACAAGUCUCUGAAAAGACGAUGUUUGACGAUGACGCUACCUCUCCAUUCAACAGUCCUAGCCCAGUUUCACUUCCAGAAGGAACGGAAGAUUUGAUACCAACGAAGAAGCAACUAGAUAUUGAGCAUCACCCGUAUAUCGAUAUGGUUCCAUUUAAGGGGUUUCGAGAUCGAUUGUUGGAUUGUGUAGCGGAAGGGGAGAAGACGGGAAAUUACCUUGAUGAAACAAAGCUGUGUCAUGGGAUGUACGAGAGUUGGGGUGUUUGGGGACAGACUCCAUGGGAGGCGAGAAGCUGGGAAGUUGGCGAAGCGUUUGCUAGGUAA